Molecule: messenger RNA, 510 nt
Organism: Lathyrus sativus (Indian pea)
Lineage: Eukaryota; Viridiplantae; Streptophyta; Magnoliopsida; Fabales; Fabaceae
Source: the annotation of a GenBank genome assembly
AUGGCAUCAAAGCCUGCUCCAUCGGAAGAUAAUUUAGAGAUGAAAGCCAUAAAAGCUAUGGGAGCUAUGGAGGAUGGAGAUGCAAUGUUUGGAUCUGGAGCUGAAGUGAGCCUUGAUUCCCAGGUUUAUUGGUGGCAUGACAAGUACAGACCAAGGAAGCCAAAGUAUUUCAACCGUGUUCAUGCGGGAUACGAAUGGAACAAAUAUAACCAGACUCACUAUGAUCAUGACAACCCACCUCCAAGGAUUGUGCAAGGUUACAAAUUUAAUAUAUUCUAUCCUGAUCUUGUAGACAAGAUAAAAGCCCCAAACUACACUAUUGAGAAGGAUGGCAGCAAUGGAGAGACUUGCAUUAUACGAUUCCAUGCAGGGCCACCAUAUGAAGAUAUAGCUUUCCGCAUUGUAAACAAAGAGUGGGAAUAUUCUCACAAGAAAGGGUUUAAGUGCCGAUUUGAACGUGGAAUUUUGCAUGUGUACUUCAAUUUCAAACGUCACCGCUACCGUAGAUAG